This is a messenger RNA of Drosophila bipectinata, 1366 nucleotides long. RefSeq names its product nucleoside diphosphate kinase homolog 7 (gene nmdyn-D7). Gene Ontology annotation, cellular component: centrosome. NCBI's taxonomy places the organism in Eukaryota, Metazoa, Arthropoda, Insecta, Diptera, Drosophilidae. Gene Ontology annotation, molecular function: nucleoside diphosphate kinase activity; ATP binding. The record is from RefSeq and is a predicted model, not a curated record.
GCUGUGGCAACGCGGGGAAGAGGAAGCAUACUUAAAAUGGGAUGUAAACAAGUAGUUUUCAUUCGAAAAAAGGCUUUACUGUCACCAAAGUCAAUAAAAAAUAAUUGCCACAAGCCUGGAAAAUGAAACCUUCGAUUCCCGUUACCGAGAGAAGGCUUGCCUUUGCGGCCGAGUGGUACCACGCGGAGGCAGGCAUCAUUCGCCCAUUUUUGAUCACCUACUAUGUGUCAGACAAGGCGGUGGAAGUAUUUGACCAGCGAAACAAGCGCACAUUUUUGCGCAGAACCAAGAUACCGGAGCUGACCCAGCGCGAUUUUUUCGUGGGAUCCAAGAUAAAUGUUUUUGGCAGGCAGUUUGAUAUCGUAGAUUAUGCGGAUGAAAUAACGCGCACCAACUUGGCAAAGUAUCGCAAAAAGGGUUUCAUUUUGUUGAAAAAUAACAUGUGGGCCAAACAUCUGGGACAUUUUCUGAAGGUUAUGAUAGACAACAAAAUCAACAUAAAUAAGGGCCUUAUGGUGCAGUUCUCACCGAAGAUGGUCACCCAGUUUCUGUCUGGGAAGGAUGUUUCCUCAUCUUCAGUUCUUAUGAAUGAGUUGCUGGCGGGUCCUGCCAUUAGCCUGGAGCUGAUUGGAGACAACGUAACAGAGACGAUCAAAGCCUGUGCCACCUACAAGAAUCCUGAGCACGAGGCAUCCAACAUCAAGCUUUCUCCUAGCCUGGAGGAAUUAUGCGAAUGCGAGGAGAUUCGGAACGGAUUUUAUUUCGCCGAUAAUGAAGAGGAUGUGGCCAAGGACCUUAAAUUUUUCUUUGAACCGGGUCAAAGCAUUAUAAAGGAAUGCGUGUUCAAGAAUACCACGUUGGCAAUUAUUAAACCUCACAGCAUCAAGGAUGGCCUUCUCGGUGACAUUAUAUUGGAGAUCAUGUCCAAUGGAUUUCGAGUGACAGCUAUGCGCAUGAUCCUAAUGGCUCGCAUCAAUUGUGAAGAGUUCUACGAGGUCUACCGCGGCGUACUGCCAGAGUACAUUCCGAUGGUGGCGCAAUUGGCCAGUGGAGUGUGCAUGUGCUUGGAGAUUGCUUCAUCGGAUCCGGAGAAAGACGUUCACCAAGAAUUUCGCAACUUUUGUGGACCCAUGGAUCCGGAGAUUGCUAAGCUACUUCGCCCUCAUACGUUACGCGCGAAGUUUGGCAAGUCCAAGGUACAAAACGCCGUUCACUGUACCGAUUUACCUGACGACACAAACCUGGAGCUGCAGUACAUGUUCAAGAUCAUCGACUGACCUAGAUAUUUGUUGCUUCGAUUUUAUUUGUUCUUAGUUUUCGUGUGUGUGCAAGUGUGCGAGUCCCAAUAAAUUAAUAGUGCAAUGUA